Haliotis rubra (blacklip abalone) is the source of this 1052-nucleotide messenger RNA. Its product is annotated as transmembrane prolyl 4-hydroxylase-like. NCBI's taxonomy places the organism in Eukaryota, Metazoa, Mollusca, Gastropoda, Lepetellida, Haliotidae. Bases 13 to 963 code for a protein of 316 amino acids. The record is from RefSeq and is a predicted model, not a curated record. Gene Ontology annotation, biological process: peptidyl-proline hydroxylation to 4-hydroxy-L-proline. The transcript is spliced from 8 exons. Gene Ontology annotation, molecular function: iron ion binding; procollagen-proline 4-dioxygenase activity; L-ascorbic acid binding. Gene Ontology annotation, cellular component: endoplasmic reticulum.
UCAGUGUUGACAAUGAAGACGCUCUGUCAAACCAACAGAGGCUACUGUCUCCAUAGCGGGUUGGAACUACCCGACGUUGGCUUCCUGAACACCAGUGCCAAGUGCGCCCUCUUGAAACCAAGGGAUUACAUUCUCCCGCGGAUUGAUCCUGGACAGGUUGGUGAUGUCACAGAAAUGAAUCUGACUUCCGGUCAGUCACAUCGGAGAAUCACUGUGGCAAGAAACCCGCCUUUGUUUGAGAUCCCUGACUUCCUGACACAAGAUGAAACAGACAAACUGAUUGGUCUUGCCACCGCCAACGGCCUCGAUGUUGCCAUGACGGUUGGAGAGAAUGGAAGCGUUACACAUCAAAGAGGUCGGAGGUCCCAGACCACGUUCCUCCGACAUGACCUGGACAGCCUGCUAAUCGACAUUCGACGAAGAGUAUCCUUACUGACAGACAUGCCAAUGGACCUUCUUGAGGAAAGCGAAUGGUAUCAGUUUGGUAUGUACGGCGUUGGUGACCACUAUCACUCCCACUACGACAGUUCAUUAUCAACGCGGGAAACACUGAUGAGUAAACCUUGUUGCCAUCAGUCAAGUCCCCCGCACACCAAAACCUCUUGUGUAUUGUGCAGGUAUAUGACAGUGAUGGUGUAUCUGAAUGAUGUCGAGGAGGGAGGGGAGACAGCGUUUCCCCUAGCCGACGGUUCAGACACAACCCCCAAGGAAGAACAUAUUAACCUGAGUCAAUAUUGCCAGCGGUCGGCGUUAUUGGUGCAGCCUCAGAAGGGGAAGGCAGUCAUGUGGUACAACAACAUCCGCGACCCCGAGACUGGGUGGGUCGGCACCGCUGACCCGUAUUCUCUCCAUGGAGGGUGUAAUGUCAUCAAAGGAGAAAAAUGGAUAUUAAAUUUUUGGGUCAGCACCCCACAGCACAAUAGGAAAUUCGGCAACAGCAUCUACACAGAAAGAUGGGUAUGACGCCAGUGCCACGCCAAGAGGACAGGUGUCUUCAGUCAACAAACCACAAAGAAACAUAAAACAACAAUAUUUUGUAAUAAAAUUGCUAC